Molecule: messenger RNA, 2110 nt
Organism: Candidula unifasciata
Lineage: Eukaryota; Metazoa; Mollusca; Gastropoda; Stylommatophora; Geomitridae
Source: the annotation of a GenBank genome assembly
AUGGUAUUUCAACCCAACAAUGUUUAUAAAUUAGUUUCCUUCUGCGUCCAUGAAGUGAUGCAAAAGCCUGGAGUCACUGAUGACAGCUCAUCUCAUCAGCAUGAGCAGGAGCAGACGACUGAGGUCAUGCUUACCACGCCUCCAACGACGCCACAGCAGCUUCCACACCCUGCCUACUUCAACGCCAGCACAGGCAAUAUCGGCAACUCAGAUUUGAUAGCAAGCAACAGUAGCGACCUUGUUUACAAUACCACCUCUGUCAGUUAUGAGCAGCUGAGUCGCCAGUUUUACCAGUCGUACGACCCUUCUAUUGGACUGCACACCGCGGCUGUACUUGGCGGCAUUCUUGUCUGGCUAGUCCUGUAUGUGAUCUAUAGGACAAAAAUUCGAAAGUGCGUUAUUCGACUUAUUAAAAAGAAUUUUGGGGAAGAGGAGGAGCUGGAUCCCAAGAAUUCAGACAGCGACAUAGAUUUCUGUGGAGGAGUUAACCCUACGAUGGUACGAGCUUUAAUUAACCCAAGCAUUGUGAUCGAUGAAUCCCCGACACAGUCACCUCUAGCCUAUGAGCAGCAUUAUGGUAAAUCCGGUGACCAUGAUUGUUUAAGUCCAUAUUCUCUCCCCGAAGCUGGGAUUAAUGAAGAUGACUUGGUCUUCCGCUUUCCUCACCCUAGUCAUUUACCGAGAUCGGAGGUUGAUAUUCCCACAGCUACUGCUUACUGGGUGCGCCACACGCCUUUGCAGACUAUAAGUCACAAAGACUUUGCCAGCCUAAUGUUCGCAAUUAAAAGUCGUGGUCCCCUAGCAUUGAACAAACCCUGUAGCUGUCCAAAUGUGUGUUCAAGAUCCCAGCAGCAGCUACCUCUCUUAGAAAUGCCUUAUUCAUGGAGUAAGAGUCUGCCAACGUUAUCGAGCCCUUUGUCCAAUCAGAUCUUAAGUGCCUAUGAUGCUGUCCUUAACCAGGCAAGCUAUAAAACUAUCAAAGAUCUCAUUAAUGCCAAAAGGAAAAGAAACAAACAUUAUCACGAAAGGGAUCAUGGUGAAUACUUUUCACUUAUUGAUAAAGGUAUAAUGACAAAAUUCCAAAGCAGUCAUCGGAAAAGUCUUUCUGGUGUUAGCUAUCGUAUAGAUAAAUCUAGGAGUAAGAAAAAGAAAAUACCUCCAAAAUUGACAAUACAAAUUCCUGACGCAAAAGAGAAUCUUUCUUUUGUAAAAAUACCCAACGUAGAUCGCUCUCCGGUGCCUAUUCCAUUCACACCUACAAUUAUGAUUCAGAACUCACAGUCCACAUCCAGACGUGGUCCGCAACGCGAUAGCAACACUUCAGCUAGUUCCUGCUCCUCUACAGAUUUAUUGUUAGCCUCCAAUCAAGGUCCCCCUAUACAAAAACCCUUACCUGGUUCUCCUAAACCUCCCUCGCCACAUUUUCUAUCGCCAGCAUACGACGGCAGAAAACGCAGCCAAUGUUUCUUUAAUUGGAACCGCCAAGACAUCAACAGAUAUAACGAUGAAUAUCGAAAAAUCAGUUCCGGAUCUACCAGCCCGUGUAGUAUAACCCAUCAACAGUGUUCAUUUGUGUAUCCUAGGAAGGAAAGUAAGAGAGAACAAGACACUCAUUUCCACAGCAACGAUGAGAUAUUCCGUCGUCGCCAUGGAAGAUGUGGUGAUAACGUCUUGGUGAGUCAAGCCAGACAUGGUGAACUCUUUGAUCAUUACCGUAGUUUGGGUGACUGGAACUACAACAAUGACUUUUUGUCCAGUACAUCCCCAGUAGGUACCAACAGCCAACAAAGAUGCCUAUCUGCCGAUAUUCCGUUCUCAGUUAAUUUACCAGAAGAAGAACAUAGUCCAACGUGCUCAAACGAAAGCAAUAAAAACUUUUUAUCAUUUUCACCGACUCCAUACUUACUACAGGUUCCAGAUCCGAGCAGCCUUCACCUUUCCUUGACCCCUGAUUGUGGAACUACCGGCAAAUUUUAUCUCGGCCCAGGAGGCCAGCCACCCAUGCGUCACUGUGUUCAUUCCGACAGCAACAUCGCUUAUCACACGGGUAUAUACCUGCCUGGAGUACCUAACGUUGACUCAGUCAGACGUCAUAGCGCGUUCAACCCUG